AUGAGGGGGCAGACUUGGACGACCCCGAUGGAAGCCCGACCCGCUUCCUUCGACCUUGUUCCUCUCCCUCAGAUGCACAUAGUGACGCCUUGUGUGCUGAGUCGCUCGCUGAGCGACCACGUGGGGAGGCCGGUCUACCUGAAGCUGGAGAACCUCCAGCCCUCUGGCUCCUUCAAGAUCCGGGGGAUCGGGCAUGCGAUGCGAAAGGCCGCAAAGGCAGGGGUGAAGAGCUUCGUCGUCUCGUCCGGAGGGAACGCGGGGCUGGCGGCUGCCCACGCGGCCAGGGAGCUCGGCCUGCCCAUCACGGUCUUCCUCCCCACUUCCACGCACGGUCUGGUCGCCAAGAAGCUGGAAGCCGAGGGGGCGCACGUUCAGAUCCAUGGGAGGAUCUGGAACGAGGCAGCUGAGAAAGCCCAGUCAACAGCAGAGGAAACAGGAGCAUUCUUGGUACAUCCAUUUGACCAUCCUGAUGUCUGGAAAGGUCACAGCAGCGUCAUUGAUGAACUGAAAGAUCAAUUGGGAGAGGAGCCAGGGCUGAUAGUGACAUGUGUUGGCGGCGGGGGACUCUUACUGGGGAUCAUCGAAGGACUGGAACGGGUGGGUUGGAGUCGAGUCCCCAUUUUGUGCAUGGAAACUGAGGGAGCAGACUGCUUCAAUGCAUCAGUCAAGGCAGGGCAUCUGGUCUCCAUCCCUGACAUUACCAGCAUUGCCAAGUGCCUUGGUGCUCGUAAACCGGCCGGUGCCUUAGAGAAACAUCUAGGCAAGAAGGAGAUCAUCUCGCGAGUCGUUUCAGACAAGCAGGCACUGACGGCCAUCUUGCGCUUUGCUGAUGAACACAGAAUGCUCGUGGAACCGGCAUGUGGCGCCGCACUGGCUGGUUUGUACGAGGAGGCGAGCAAGGUCGCCCUGUCCGACGGGAAGCCAAUCGUGGUCGUACUCUGUGGGGGGUCGGCCGUCUCUCUGCAGCUCCUUCAGGAAUGGAGAUCUAUUGUCUCUCAAUGAAACUUACAACACGGAUGGAAUAUCACGAACAGUCCAUGCUCCCAUCAUCUUCCGUUUCUAUGUCUCCCACGCUGUAAGGUGAAAAUAUACAAUUCACAAGAUUCA
Molecule: messenger RNA, 1107 nt
Organism: Darwinula stevensoni
Lineage: Eukaryota; Metazoa; Arthropoda; Ostracoda; Podocopida; Darwinulidae
Source: the annotation of a GenBank genome assembly